GGGUUGAUGGUCUCGUUUGAACGGCUCGGCAGGACUGGUGCGAGGGUGCACCAAUGGAAAAAUCUGGUACACUACGGAUGUAUCCGCACAAACCACAGUUUUCCCAGUUUUACCGAGCUUUUUGCUGCCACACAGGUACAAUAGAUCCCAGAGAGUCGGCUAUUGACAUUUGUUUACAGUUGUUGCUUCUGCUUCUACUGCCAAUCGAAGCUGUGAUCUUUUCAACAUGCCUCCAAUCCACUAAAGCUAUGGCAAUGACUGCUGAUUUGUAGAGUCCGAUGCUGCAGCUUGGUACCUGAUGGACGGGAUGAAAAGAUUUUCGGCACGAGCAGAAGAAAAAAUGCCCCCACCCCGUUUGCUUCCGUGAAACCGUCGGGACGCGGGAGCGUCAUGCUCGCGA
Xylona heveae TC161 is the source of this 400-nucleotide messenger RNA. RefSeq lists its product as hypothetical. The record is from RefSeq and is a predicted model, not a curated record. The transcript has a single exon. Bases 54 to 272 code for a protein of 72 amino acids. Lineage: Eukaryota; Fungi; Ascomycota; Xylonomycetes; Xylonales; Xylonaceae.